Molecule: messenger RNA, 1514 nt
Organism: Hydra vulgaris (swiftwater hydra)
Lineage: Eukaryota; Metazoa; Cnidaria; Hydrozoa; Anthoathecata; Hydridae
Biological process (GO): regulation of transcription by RNA polymerase II
Cellular component (GO): nucleus
Molecular function (GO): DNA-binding transcription activator activity, RNA polymerase II-specific; RNA polymerase II transcription regulatory region sequence-specific DNA binding
Source: RefSeq, a predicted model, not a curated record
GAACUGCUUUAUGGGAUAGUUACUUCAUCAUUUAAUUUAUUUUUUUCGUUGCUUUAUUUAAAAAUAAAAUUAAACAAAAUGGAGUGAUAUCUGCUUUCUCUCCAAACUCGAGUGCCCUGCACUUGCUUGCACCAAUAUUAAAAAUGACGUUUAACAAUGGAUUCUACACUACCUCUGGGUUAAAUUUUAAUCAAUAUAUUAACAAUAAUGAUAAAAAGCGACCAACAAGAUCUGCUUUAUUGCAGCAAUGAAGAUGCAUUUAAUUUUUAUGGUAAUGGUGAUGGGUUAUCAAAUCACGACGAAUCUAUUUACGAUAAAUCUUCAUUUACCACUAAAUUUCAUAUACUUUCAACAGCUUUAGACUUUCAAUGGGUAUAUACAGAAAAUGAUGUAAUUAAAAAUGAUUUUGGAAAUUUUGAAAAUGCUAAAAAUCAACUUAGUAGUAAUAUAACUUUUCAAGAUUUUAUUGAGUGUGAAGAAAGCCUAAGUUCUGAUUACUUAGUCAAUGAUAUGUUUGAUUUUGGAUUAUCAUCUUCACCUGAAAGUUCGACUUCAGAUGAAUGGGUUGAGAACACAACUUGUAUAUCUCUUUUAUCAGAUAAAAUUGAUAGGUCAUUUGUGGUAUUAGAAAAUAGAGAAAUAAUUUCUUCUUUGCCAAUAAAAGAGGAGUAUACUGUUCCAGAGUGUUCUUUUAUUGAUAUUUCUAGUCCAGUGUCUGAUGACUCGAUAUCGGAAGAUGAUUUUAGUGGCAAUGCUUCAAUAUUGAUUUCAGAGCUUCUUGGUUUAGAUCAGAAUCUAUUACCAAAUAAAAAUACUAAUUUUAAUGUUUUUAAUGCAAAUAUAAUAAAUGAAAACGAGAUCUUAAAAUCAAGUUUUUCCGAUGAAGACUGUGUUGGCAAAAAAUUGUCUUCUGAGAAUAUUCAGAGUGACUAUAAUGAACGUUACUUUAAGGCUAGCUGCGUUAGCAAUGAAAAUUUAUGGCAAAUAGAAUCCAAUUAUAAUAAAUCUAGUCCUUUUAAAAAAUCAUUAAAAACCACUGAGCAGAAACUGAGAAAAAGAGUUCAAAAUCGUAAAGCUGCCUCAAGAUACAGAGACAGAAGAAAAUAUGUGUUAGACGACAUAUUUAACGGUGCUGCAGAUCUUGAGAAGCAAAAUAAUGAUUUAAAAGGAAAGGUAUUAAGUCUGCAACACGAGAUCAACUAUUUGAAGAAUUUAAUGCUUGAUGUUAUUAAAGCUAGACUGUCAAAUAAAGCUUGUUAAUAGUGGAAAUCGUGUUCAAAGUUUUAUUUAAUCAUGUGAACCUUGACGUGUUCAAGUUAUAAUUAUUUAGAAUUGUUUGUUUUUUUUUAAUUUGAUAUUGUAAAAUUUUAAUUAUGCUCAAAUCACCUAUCACCAAAGCCAUGAUAGAUUAAAACUCUUUGUAUAUUGUGUAAAAAUGAGUUAAAUCUUGAUUUGUUGUCAAAAAGCAGUUUUUUCCAUUUAAAAUUGAAUGAAAAUAAAGACAAGAAUUGUUA